This is a messenger RNA of Xenia sp. Carnegie-2017, 942 nucleotides long. RefSeq names its product Golgi apparatus membrane protein TVP23 homolog B-like. Gene Ontology annotation, biological process: protein secretion; vesicle-mediated transport. Lineage: Eukaryota; Metazoa; Cnidaria; Anthozoa; Malacalcyonacea; Xeniidae. The transcript is spliced from 5 exons. Gene Ontology annotation, cellular component: Golgi membrane. Bases 135 to 734 code for a protein of 199 amino acids. The record is from RefSeq and is a predicted model, not a curated record.
AAGAACAGGGUAGUCGUGUACACCUUUGUAUAUAAACGUGUAGUCCGAAUGUGAUGUGAUAACUUUCUUUGAAUUACUAAGAUGUUUUGACUUUUUAUUUAAAUAUCUUCAGCAAUUGAACGUUGUUAAAGAGUAUGGCAGACGACGCCACGGAAGACGUGGCUUUAACUUUUGGCGAAGAUGAAUUAUACACGAAAAACCGACGACUGAGGCAUCCAAUGACAGUUGUGUUUCAUCUUGUAUUUCGUAUUCUUUCCGUCGUCAUCUAUCUCUUCUGCGGAUUGUUCAAUAUUAGUUUUGUAAUGACUUUCGUCAUUAUUGUCAUCCUCUUGUCUAUUGACUUCUGGACAGUAAAGAACAUAUCUGGUAGACUAUUGGUUGGAUUAAGAUGGUGGAACUAUAUAGAUGAGGAUGGUGAAAGUCACUGGGUGUUUGAGUCCCACAAGAACAAGACGGUUUCGUCUCUUGAAUCUCGGAUAUUUUGGCUUGCUCUUAUAAUCCCCCCACUGAUAUGGAUAUUUUUGUUUGUAACUUCCCUUGCCACGCUCAAAUUUCAGUGGAUGAUCACAGUUGGUGUGGCCAUAAGCUUGAAUUUUGCAAAUCUUUUUGGUUAUGUGAAGUGCAAGAAAGACGCAUCAAAAAAGCUUAGAAACAUGGCUGGUACCUUCAUUGGCCAGCAACUUUUUAAACAGGCCAUGUCAACUUCCGCUGAAGAGAAUACUUCAAAGACUUAAAAUCUGUUGAUAUCUUCGAUGAAAUAUUUAACGUAUUUAUUGUUCUCGUAGUUGCAAACUCCAUUUAUAAAAAUCUGAAAUCAAACAUAACCAAUAUAAGGUGCUUUAUCAAACAUAAAUUCCUUUGCUGUAUAACAGAAAAUGCAUACUUAACACUUAAAACAAUGUGUAGUGAGUAAUAAUUCAGUAACAUUUGAAUGAAAAACGA